AUGAAGUUCGGACAGACUCUAAAGUCUUCUUUAAUUAAAGAGUACUCAUAUUAUUAUAUUCAGUACGAUGAGCUGAAACACUUCAUCAAACAGGGUCUCUCAGAGACCAGUAAUAAGUGGUCUGGACAGUUGGAAGAGGAGUUUGUCAAUCGUUUGGAAGAGGAAUUGGAUAAGAUUUUUGAUUUUACGACUCUAAAAACUAAGGAGAUCAACCGUCGUAUUGCAGAUGUUGAUAAAUUGGUUGCCAGAACCGUCGAGAACUCCAAGCAUGCCACUCCUGAGGAGAUGGAGUAUUACGAGCAGGACUACGAGGAUUUAGAGGACGAGUUACGCGAUAUCAUAUCUGACGUUUACGACUUGAACACUUUCACUCAAUUGAACUAUACUGGCUUUCAAAAGAUUUUGAAGAAGCAUGACAAAAGAACUAAGUACAUCUUGAAGCCUAUCUACCAAACCCGAUUGGAUGCUAAGCCCUUUUACAAGACUAACACCGAUUUGUUCAUCGUCAAAUUAUCCAAACUGUACGAUUUGGUUCGCACGAGAGGUAAUCCUACACAGGGUGAUUCUGCUGCUGGAGGAAAGACGCAAAACUUUGUUAGACAGACUACAAAGUAUUGGGUUCAUCCUGAUAACAUCACAGAGUUGAAGUUGAUCAUAUUGCAACACCUUCCAGUGCUUGUUUUCAAUCCUAAUAAGGACUGGGAGACUGAAGAUUCUGCCAUUACCUCCAUAUACUUUGAUAACGAGAAUAUGGACUUGUACUAUGGACGUUUGUUGAAGACUGAAGGAGCCGAGGCCAUCCGUGUUAGAUGGUAUGGAAAUAUGGAGGUCGAUAAUAUGUUCAUUGAAAGAAAGACUCAUAGAGAGGACUGGACCGGUGAGAAAUCUGUCAAAGCCCGUUUCCCAAUGAAAGAGAACAAAAUCAACGACUUCCUCAAUGGUAAAUACACAGCUAAGCAGGCGUUCGAGAAGAAGCGCAGGGAGGGACGUAAAUCCGCAGAGGAGAUUGAUGCUUUGGAAAGAUUGGCCCAAGAGGUUCAAUACCGUGUUAUUAAGGACAAGAUGCGCCCCGUGAUGCGUACAUUCUACCAUAGAACUGCCUUCCAACUACCCGGUGACGCCCGCGUGAGAAUCUCGUUAGAUACUCAAUUGACCAUGGUUAGAGAGGAUAACUUUGACGGUGUUAACCGUACUAAGGAUAGCUGGAGAAGAAUGGAUAUUGGUAUAAACUAUCCCUUUUCCAACUUACCACCUGGAGACGUGGAGAGAUUUCCUUACGCCGUUUUGGAAGUCAAGCUACAAACACAACUCGGCCAGGAACCUCCUCAGUGGGUUAGAGACCUGGUUUCCUCUCACCUUGUUGAAGCAGUGCCGAAAUUCUCUAAGUUUAUUCACGGCUGCUCUACAUUGCUGCCUGAUAAGAUUGAUCUAAUUCCGUUCUGGCUUCCUCAGAUGGAUGUGGACAUUCGUAAACCCAAGUGUGAUGACAACUAUGGUAUUGUUCGACGCCAUGGUGAAAGUGGCACCUCUGCUCCAGGUAAUCAUAUGGACGAAGAAGAGCUUGUUUUUGCCAACAAUGGAACAUCUCGUGAAAACUAUGGAUCUGUACGUAUUGACGAGUCCAACAAUCGUGUCGAGCAACUCCCCACUGAAGACAAUACUUCUAACAUUUGGGACAGACUCCAGGAAAAGUGGGAUCAGAUGAAUAAAUAUAUAUUCCACUAUGACACUGAGCAGCUGUCAAAUGCUGUUGCACCAGGAACGGUCUACGAGACACAGAUCCAUGCUCCACCGGGAAAGAAGAUUGCUGUUCCAGUUAGAGUUGAACCAAAGGUCUACUUCGCCACGGAAAGGACUUAUUUGUCCUGGCUAAGUAUUUCAUUGAUAUUUGGCGGUACUGCACAGGCAUUACUGAACUACGGUGACAUUGUGUCAUUCAUGACUUCAUCAUGCUUUUAUUUAUUGUCUGCCUUGACUAUUCUCUACUCUACCGGUAUCUACGUCUGGAGAGUGAUGAACGUUAGGAAGAAGAGAGCAGCCAGGUACGAUGACCAGUUCGGCCCAGAUGCUAUCUGCAGUGCGAUGGUGUUGACUAUUCUAGUUAAUUUCUUGUUUAGAUGGUUGUAUUAA
Molecule: messenger RNA, 2130 nt
Organism: Brettanomyces nanus
Lineage: Eukaryota; Fungi; Ascomycota; Pichiomycetes; Pichiales; Pichiaceae
Exons: 1
Coding region: 1-2130 (709 amino acids)
Biological process (GO): microautophagy; vacuolar transport; polyphosphate metabolic process
Cellular component (GO): vacuolar transporter chaperone complex; fungal-type vacuole membrane
Source: RefSeq, a predicted model, not a curated record